This is a messenger RNA of Brenthis ino (lesser marbled fritillary), 1560 nucleotides long. Lineage: Eukaryota; Metazoa; Arthropoda; Insecta; Lepidoptera; Nymphalidae. The record is from the annotation of a GenBank genome assembly.
AUGGCGGUUAUUGUAAGGACCUUAGUUAUAUUUGUUAUGUUAACAGUGUCAAUAAUAGAAGGUGCAAGAAUCUUGGCAUACUUUCCUACACCAUCUAUCAGCCAUCAAGUGGUUUUUCGUCCAUUAAUACACUCAUUGGCUAAGCGUGGACAUGAGGUCAUUGUUAUAACAACAGAUCCUGCUUUCCCGAAAGGUGAAGCGCCAGUAAAUUUGACGGAAAUUGAUGUACAUGAUAUAACAUAUAAAAUUUUACAAGAACUAUUAGUGAAUCAUACAGGAGAAAAAAAACAAAUAGUGGUUCAAGCGAAGUUGAUAUUUCAAAAAUACGCAGAAAUGGUUGACCAGCAAAUGCACUCAAAUGAUGUAAAAGAAAUUUUGAAAAAUAAAGACAAAAAAUAUUUUGACGUGCUUUUACUGGAAGCUUGCAAUCGUCCUCUUUUAGGUAUAUCUCAUAUGUUUGAUGCGCCAAUUAUCACAUUUAGUUCAUUUGGUGCUUUUUCCGUCCAAUAUGAAGCAAUGGGAGCACCUCUGCAUCCUUUUUUGUAUCCCACAGCUGGACGACAGAGAUUAUAUAAUUUAACCAUGUUAGAAAAAGGCAUUGAACUUGCUAAACAUGCAGUGUUGGAAUAUAUUAUUUCAUCUACUAAAGAUUUUGAUUAUUAUAUAAUGAGGAAAAAUUUCGGUAAUGAUGUUCCUUCAUUUGAAGUAUUGAGUAAAAACAUUAAAAUGAUGUUUCUGAAUGAGCAUCCACUCUGGGCUGAUAAUCAUCCUGUACCACCCUCUAUUAUUUACAUUGGUGGUAUUCAUCAGGCAACAAACAAAGAAUUACCUGAGGAUCUUAAAGAAUAUAUGGACUCUUCAAAAUAUGGUGUUAUAUACGUAAGCUUUGGCACAAAUGUUUUGCCAUCAGUUCUACCUCCUGAAAAAAUAGAAAUUAUGACAAAAGUUCUUUCUCAAUUACCGUACGAUGUUUUAUGGAAAUGGGACGAUAGUGCGCUACCAGGGCAAUCAAAAAAUAUUAAAACUGCAACUUGGUUUCCUCAAACGGACGUACUUAAGCAUCCAAAUAUGAAGUUAUUUAUAACUCAGGGAGGACUUCAAUCAACAGAUGAAACUAUAGAUGCUGCAGUUCCUGUUAUAGGUAUUCCGAUGUUGGGUGAUCAAUGGUAUAACGUUGAAAAAUACGUUCAUCAUAAAAUUGGCUUACAACUCGAUAUUACUACAUUAACCGAAAAUGAAUUUAGGGAAUCUGUUAAAACUGUGAUAGAAGAUGCAAGUUACAAGAAAAAUGUUUUACGGCUUCGAAGUAUUAUGAGAGAAUAUCCUAUAAAGCCACUAGACAACGCUGUUUGGUGGACCGAACACGUCAUAAAGUACGGAGGCGACCACCUCAAAUGCCCAGCAGCAGGCUUGUCUUGGGCAGAAUAUUAUGAAGUCAAUCUUGUUCUUAUAAUCUUGGGCAUUCUAUUAAUCGUUUUAGCCAUCUUAUUGUAUAUCCUAAAAAAGCUUUUCAAUUUCGUUUGCAAAAUUUACAGAACAAUUUUCAAAGUAAAAGUUCAU